AAUAUAAUAAGUUAUAUGAAUCUGAUAAAGUAUCAACAAAAUUGCCUGGACAAAUUCCAAUAUGUCUUAAUUGUAAUUUUGUAAAAUAUUCUAAUCACCCAAUAUCUAAAAUGAGCCAACCUUAUAAUCAACAAUUGGCAAAGAAAGUACCUACAAAGGAAGGAACAUUAUAUCAUUCUUUGCUUACUUAUCCAACAAUUA
Molecule: messenger RNA, 201 nt
Organism: Racocetra fulgida
Lineage: Eukaryota; Fungi; Glomeromycota; Glomeromycetes; Diversisporales; Gigasporaceae
Source: the annotation of a GenBank genome assembly